GGAUCGCUACGGGUUUUCGAAAUCCCGCACCGAAUAUUCCUUUAUUUACUCGACUGAAUAAGAACAACAAGUUACCAAGGGACUGUACUAAAGUGGAAUUUUCACAAGUACAAUCAGUGAUUUGUCAUCAUGGCAUCAUAUGUUUCUGCUCGACAUUCUGCGCCUAUUGUCCAUCAGCUCUUCAGUCUUGAUAUUUCUCUCUGCUUCACCCAACCGAGUGUCCGAGGCCAAUAACCGGCUUACUACAAAGUCCAUUAGACAUCUGUACUACUGUUCAAUAUGAACGACCGCUUGAGUCCUCACAGUGAUCAAAAUGAUGAUGCAUCGUCAUCUUCUCCAACCAUCGCCAUACCAAAUCUCUCUUUUGGUAUUGGACCUUAUGGAUUACCUCAAGGCAAGGCACUUCUAGGCAGCAGCCCUUCCGCCGUGGCUAUGCUCUACCCUCAGAUCUCUGCUUAUGAAAUUCACCCUCUUAUCAUUAAUCAACGCCGUCGGUCAUCAUUAGACAAAUCAGGGUUAGACUCUGAUUUGACAGGAUCAAGUGAUGAUUCUGGGCCUUUGGGUCUUGUUUCAAGUCAUUCUCUUGGAAGCUCUCCCACUCCUCUGCCUCUCAGUCUGAGACAUCUGUACAGGGAAAUAUCUGUUGCACAGAAACAGCGAAAUGUUAGGAGAAGAGCUCAAGUCAGAGAUCCGGUUGAACUAAAUCCUGAUGAUUCUGAUGAUUUGUACUCAGGAAGUGACAUUGCUGGCAAUAGUCAACCAGAUUCAGAGGCAUCAGAUUAUUCAUCUAAAACUCGAAAAUCAUUUUUCUGCCGAGCAUGUGGUAAAUCUUUUAAAUUUCAAACUUCACUUCUCCGUCACAACAAUAAGGUGCACAUCAGUAAAUAUCAAUGUUCAACUUGCAAACGCGUAUUUUCUCGACAAGCUUACCUAGAUGUGCAUACAUCAAAACCUGGAAGCACCUGCUACAUCAGUCCUUACACUUUGCCAUCACCAGGAAGAGCUCAAAACUCCAGUCUGCCUCUCAGCAUGGGCAUUAUUUAAAGGAAACAGAUUUCAAAGGUGUCAAAAUUUAGUUGUCCCUCAUUGUUUUAAAAAGGUUAUCUUGAGGGGGUGGGGUGUAGUGGAGCAACUUAAAAUUCAGUGGAAGACUUGGCCUCUUCUCUUCUUUCUCUUUUCUGUUUAUAAAAUGAAAAACUAGAAAAAAAAUAGUAAUAAUUAUGUCACUGUUACCCAUAAUUUUUGUUGCUGUAUAUUCUCUAUGACUGGAUCAUAUUAAAAUAUAUGGCUGACCACCAGUAAUUUGAAAGAAAAAAGCAAACAAACUUGAAGCUGUUUCAUAGCUGAUUAGUAACUUUUAGGAAAGCUCCAAACUACUUUAUAUCCCUGGGUUUUUGCUUUGCCCAGUUUCUUUUCUUAUGAGGGGAUAGAUUUGUCAAUGUCUACCUAUUGGGUUUGGCAACUAAUCAUGCCUAUGUCUAUUAUAGCUAUUCUUUAUCUGCUUGUUUUAAAGGUUGUUGUCAGACUUCCUGUUUUAUGUUUUAAUAUUUGAAUGUUAUUAGGGCAUGAUCAUUCUAGUUCCUUUUUUUUGGCGGGGUGGGGAGGGGAAAGUCAAAAUUUGCUCAGUCCAGUCAACUUGUUUUGAGGAAUCUCAGUUUGUGUACUUGAUUCUGUUUGUGAUUGAAUGUUAUUUGAUGUCCAGCCCAGAUUAUAAAAUAUGCAGAUAUAAAGUCUAAAAAAAAAAAGAAAAAAAAAAUGAACCUAAAAACUUAAGUAUUUUUUGUAUGCAUUUGCGACUUUCGUGAUACUGAUAAAUAUUGUGUGAGACUUACAAUUUCUAUUGUAUUAGGCAUGAAGUAAUUUGUUAUUAUUUUUUAGAAACACUGUUAUUUGGUUUGUUUGGCCUGGUUAUAACAAGUAUUUUGAUUGUGUAGCUAUCUAUCAACCUGUGCUCUUCAUUUUAAAAAAUUAUUAUUAUCUAUUCCAUGUGUAUUUGUGUCUAUAAAGAGCAAAAUAGCUUUUGCUCACUUCAUAGUUAAAUGUUUUGCUAGGUACAUGUAGUCCUCUUCUUACAUUUUGUUUUCAGUGGCAUUUUACAGUCAGAUUUUGCUUAUCUCACUUAAAGUUCUGUAGCUUGCUGAGUUGUGCUAGGUUGGAUUAGGAUGCUAUGUUCCCAAAACCAUUAGUACAGACUGACUGACAGUGCAGUGGUGUCUGCUCUGCUUCAGCCCUUAUCUCAUGUUACUUUUGAGAAAGACAGCACUUAACAGGUUAUCAAUAGUUCUUUUGUGUGCAGAUACUGUUGCUUUCAAAUAUUCCAACUUGUUUAACUGCUUGCUUUCCACAUUUUUGAAUUGCCUGUGAAAUGAAAAUUAUUUUUCUAAGUUUCUUAUAUUUAUACUAAUUAUCUUACGGUAAUUUCAUUUUAAUAAUGUAGCUGUAGAAACUUUGGUUCUCACUAGGAGACAGUGGUAAUCAUGUCUAUUCAGUUUUAUGAGUAGAAUUUUUUCCGUAAGGCAUCUCAUAUAUUUAUUCUUGCUUUCUUCUUUCCUUACAUAUAGGCCAUGCCAACCAUACUACUUGGUUAUUUGUCUCACCUGAACUUGAUUGUGACCUGAGGAUGAUUCUUCAGUUGGUUUUGAAGAAAAGCUAAUGAUGGACUGAAAUAGAUAGUUAUUCGCAGCGUUUGCUGUUUUAUCAAAUAAUUUAUAGUUUGGGUUUUGCUUAAUGUUGAGAGGAACUGCUUGUUCUGAAUGUUGUGAGUGGAGCAGAAGAACUGUGACUGAAAAUGUGAAGCAAAUCAUUCUUUGGGCUGUGAUUCUUAUCUUUGAACUGUGAUACUGUGGGACAUGGAAGAAAGUUGCUGGAUGCACUAUCAUUUUUGCAGUAAGGUCUCCAAAGCAAAUUUCAUCCCUCAUCAAAAAAUGACUUUUAUUUUCCUUCCAUGCGAAAUAAUUGUCUGUUUAAUGUCUGCACAUCUAUUGUGUUUCACAAUUUAAUACCAGUGUGGUCUUUAUUCUGGGUAGUGAGAUUAACAGAUGGUAACGAUACCACUGUGGUGAAAUGGGUACAGAAGGAAAACAGAUGCUGGUGUUGUUUCUAAGACUUGUAUUCCUAAUUUAAAUUUAAAUCUGAUUUAAUUUUUUAUAUUUCUUUUCAUGAUGCUGGCUUAAGAGACAUUCAACUUUGUUUAUGAUUCAUAGCAAAAUGAACAUCUUUGGCUAUGAUGGUUUCUUUUUUUGUAUUGUUUGUUUAUUGACCCAGAUCAUCGUGUAGGGAGUUUCUUUUAAUGUGUAUUGUGACCAGUUGUCUUGUGCUGUUUGAAGAAGUUGUAUCUUGACACCCUUUAGGGUUAACAAGUUCAGGAAGUUUUAGUGAGAUUCUGUUUGGUGGCUGAUAAGUAAGUCUGGGUGUUGAAGCUUAUUGUUUCAAUCUAAGAUUUUAAGCAGUGAGCACUGUUUCAGCACUUUGAACACUAACAUGAUCUAAGUUUACAAAGAUAAAAGCGAAGAUAGGUUGUCUCUCUUGCCUCAACUUUUGCAUGAUUGUGAUGUAUUUUAAUUGGUGAAUGUUAUAGGCCUCAUUUAAUUUUAGGCUUUGCUUUUUUGCACCCAAACCUUUUUGCUCUUACUAUGGAUAAAUGUAUGUGGAUGUCUUGAAAUUAAUGUCUGUGUGUUAGUCUUUUGUCAUGAAAAUGCAUCUGGUGUACCCUCUUUAUUGAUUGUUGUUGUACACGUUUUCUGGUUGAUUGUAACUAACUUAGCUGUAUUACCAAACUUAAAUAUUGUAGAUUGAAUAGUUAUAUGUUACAGUUAUCUGUGUGUCAAGUAAUUGCAAUCACUAGGGCAAUGAGUGUCAGAAUGAAAUGUUGUAUUGCAUUUUUGUCUGUGCACCUGGUAUCCUUUAUCACAGGAAAAGAUUGCACAGCUUUAAUUCACGUAUUAUGACAUUUGUAAGAUUCGUUAUGACCAGGUUAAAUAUUUUAUUCUCACUUAUCUGUGUGUAUAUGUGGGUAGGAGCAAUUCAAUUUGAACCAUUGAUUGACUUGUUUGUAGUAGUUAAAUGUUUUGACAUUGCAAAGUUUGCAAAUAUUAUUUAAUUCUACAGACCACUAAUUUGACUUCAAUAGGUAUUCAAGAUGAGGACCACUCUUAUGAUUUCCUUGUUUUAAGAUUGAAGCUCUUACCCACAGCUCUUCUAUUGAUAGUGAAAUUGAAUGUUUUCAUUAAUUCUAGGUGGAAAGUAAUUCUUGCUCUAAUUUUCAAAUCUUGUACUUUUCUUUAUGUAUUUGAAUUAUCUUACUUAUUCCAUAGAAACCUGACCUGGUGGUUUCUUUUGUUACAGCUCCUGUUAACAGUGUGAUAUUCUUUGAUGCGUGAUAACUAUCAAAGUUAUCAUAGCAAAGUACAACAUGUAUGUGUUGAUAAUUUAUCAGGAUUAUUUUCAAAAGACUGGUUUAAUUGUUGAGAAUGAUGAGUUAGAUAGUACCAACACUUCGGUGGUGUGUAAUUUUGGCGAGACCAACUGCUCUCUUGUGCAGAAGGAAUCAUUUCUUUGCUAACAUUUACUACCGAGUGGAUGAUAAGGGAAAAAUUAACAUUUGUUGGAGAUGGCACCAAUUAUAUUUUUUGUUUAACUGAGUCAAAUUAUUUCCUUUUUUUUUAUUGUUUUAAUAUUUCUUUCUAUGUUUUAUCUAGUUAGUAUUCAGUGUGUAAUUGUUAAAUUGUUCUCUUAUGGUGACUGGUGUGGAACGUGUUUAUCACUGGCAUACGUCACUCUCAUAUGAAAAAUUAAAUUGAUGUACCCUACUGUGUUAUUGUUGCGCUUGUGUUUCCAAACUUGUGCAUUAACUUAUUCAUGACUUAUCUGAAAUUUAAAGUGGAACCUCUUAUGUAUAUUUUUCUACUGUUUCUCACAAUCUCUUAAUUUACCAAAUUAAAAAAAACUAUGGAACAUGCAAAAACAUAAUCAAGGUCUCCAUCCUCUUGAGUUAAAUAUUUCACUUCUAUUUCAAAGCCUUAAAUUAUCAAUUAUGUUUAUACUCCACCAACGUAACUGGUUUUCACAAAGAAAAAGACUUUCUCUUCUCUUCUGAGGUGACUUUUUUCCCUCUUCCCUUUCAAUCAAAUGUGAUGUAGCAUCUGUGGAAAUUUGGGAUUGUUUGAAUACCAGUUGAUCUGCCACUUCGUCCCUAGACUAAGAAUUUGGUCCGACCUUAAACUGUGAUUAGCACCUAUGUUUCUUUCAGUUUAUAUUCAAAUACAGUAGGAAUAUUAGUGUGAUGUAGUCUGUUUCUGUGUUUUUGUCUGCCUGGGAAGGUCCAGUUAGUCUUAGGGGCCUUUCUGGAAGUAAAUGUGUAUCUAGCAUCUCUACUCCAAUGUUUGGGAAGCUUGAGAAAUAUUUAAUCUAUCUGUAUGUCCAUUUUUAUUUCUGUCUCCUCAUGUACAACUAUUUACUUGUAUACUACUAAUAGAUGUAUUUCGUUAAAUGAAGUAGAAAUACAUCCAGCCUUAGGUUGAUAAAACUUUUUUUUGUGGACUACAAGUGCACAGUACUUGUGCUCCACACUAUUAUGUGUCUGAAAAAAGUGGAAGAUGGCAUUUAUGUUGUGAUAAGUAACAAAUUAACCUCCAGUUUGAAUUAUAAAGCCUGAUUAUUUUGUAGUCUGUUAGAACCUGAACUUCCUUAGAGUUCACCAAAGUGAAAAAUAAAUUCAAGGAAAACAGAA
Molecule: messenger RNA, 5728 nt
Organism: Thrips palmi
Lineage: Eukaryota; Metazoa; Arthropoda; Insecta; Thysanoptera; Thripidae
Product: zinc finger protein 184-like
Exons: 5
Coding region: 280-1044 (254 amino acids)
Source: RefSeq, a predicted model, not a curated record